AUGAUAAACUUCAAACCCUUUGGCUUCCCUAUACAUGCAGCAAUUGAUGGCUUUAGUAGGAAGGUUUUGUGGUUGGAGGUAUGCAAGUCAAACAACUCUCCAAAAGAGCCAACAAAAUUGUAUUUGGAUUGUGUGAUCGAACAUGGUGGAUGUCCCUUGUUAACUCGUUCAGAUUAUGGAACACAAAAUGGUGAUAUUGCAGCCAUUCAAUGUUAUUUUCAUGAUGAUGAGAAUGCUCAUAAAUAUGGAACAUCCACUAGAAACCAAAGGAUUGAAAACUGGUGGUCACAUUUUCGUAAGUCUUGUACUGAUUGGUGGAUUAACUUUUUCAAAGAUUUACGGGAUAGCAGAUCAGUGAACUUUGAAAGCGCAUUACACAGACAGUGCUUAUGGUUCUGUUUCCAAGAUGUAAUUCAAGCAUCAUUAAACAAAAUGAAAGCAUACUGGAAUACGCAUUAUAUUAGUUCAUCUCGCCAUGAAACCACUCCAGGAGUUCCUGAUUUAUUAUUUUAUUUGCCAAAAGAUUCUGGGGGUGUUAACUGUCUUGUUAGGGUCAGUCAGGAUAAAAUUGAUGAAAUGAAAUUGCGUCACUUCGAAGACACCAAUGACGAAAGUUCAUAUCAGGAAUACUUUCAGUAUGUUAUGGAUCACGAUGGUGUCAGAUAUCCAGACAGUCCUAAGGAGGCCUUAGAUUCCUUUUGGAACUGA
Molecule: messenger RNA, 708 nt
Organism: Xenia sp. Carnegie-2017
Lineage: Eukaryota; Metazoa; Cnidaria; Anthozoa; Malacalcyonacea; Xeniidae
Exons: 2
Coding region: 1-708 (235 amino acids)
Source: RefSeq, a predicted model, not a curated record